This is a messenger RNA of Torulaspora globosa, 594 nucleotides long. RefSeq names its product H/ACA snoRNP pseudouridylase subunit GAR1 (gene GAR1). Gene Ontology annotation, cellular component: box H/ACA snoRNP complex. The record is from RefSeq and is a predicted model, not a curated record. The transcript has a single exon. Bases 1 to 594 code for a protein of 197 amino acids. NCBI's taxonomy places the organism in Eukaryota, Fungi, Ascomycota, Saccharomycetes, Saccharomycetales, Saccharomycetaceae. Gene Ontology annotation, molecular function: box H/ACA snoRNA binding. Gene Ontology annotation, biological process: ribosome biogenesis; snoRNA guided rRNA pseudouridine synthesis.
AUGAGUUUCAGGGGAAGCAGCAGAGGCGGCCGCGGCGGGUUCAGCAGCAGAGGUGGUCGCGGUGGUGGCCGUGGAGGCGCUAGGAUGCCGCAGGGACCGCCAGAUUCCGUGCUCGAGAUGGGAUCGUUCUUACAUCCGUGUGAGGGAGACAUUGUGUGCCGGUCGAUAAAUACCAAGAUCCCGUACUUCAACGCGCCAAUAUAUCUCGAGAACAAAUCGCAGAUUGGGAAAGUGGACGAGAUUCUAGGGCCGUUGAACGAGGUUUACUUCACGAUAAAGUGUUCGGAGGGCGUGCAGGCAGCCAGUUUCAAGGACGGCGAUAAGUUCUAUAUUGCUCCUGAUAAGCUGUUACCGAUCGAGAGAUUCCUGCCAAAGCCCAAGGUGGCGGGUCCUCCAAAGCCUAAGAAGAAGAAGCCAUCCGGCAGAGGCGCGCCAGGCGGCCGCGGCGGUCGCGGCGGCUUCAGCAGAGGCGGGUUUGGGGGCAGUUCCCGCGGUGGCCGUGGCGGUUCUCGCGGUGGUCCAAGAGGAGGCUCCAGAGGCGGAUUCGGUGGGUCCCGCGGCGGAUUCAGAGGCGGCCGUGGUGGCAGAAGGUGA